AUGCCCCCGCCACCGAGACACAUGCCCCCAGGGCCACCACCAAGGAGUGGUGCCCCUGGAUCGCUGACUGGCCCUACCUCGGGACCGCCGGCUGGCUACAUUCUGCGACCUCCAGUUGGUCCCGCUCCUGCCCCUGUAAAGUCGCACAUGCAGCGGGCCUACGAGCACCUCGACAAUGACGAGUCGGAGUCAGAGCCGUCCACAACAGAUGACGACAAUGAGCCCACCAACGCCGAGGUCCAGCGGCUCAACAAGCAGCACCAGAGGAACCGCGGCCCAAUGAACUUGCCCAGGCAAGGAGUAUCGAGGAGCGACGACAAGGGGAAGAUAGUGCCAUGGCCAUCGGACACCGAUAAUGAUGUCUCGCUGGCCCCGCACAACUGGCCUGAUACGUUCCCCUACCGAUCAACACGCAGCCAUGAAAGGCGACCAAGUGGUACAACUUUGUACCCCAGUGACCGACCUCAUCUGGUAGAUGCAGCAAGAUGGACACUUGACCGUGUCCCAUGGCAUGAUGAACCUGCUCAUGUCAUGGCGAUGUCACAGCAGCUCUGGAGUGAUAUAUCCGCCGAUGGUUCCACCUCCCAGCCGGAUGACCAACCCCACCAGCUCAUCGACAUUCGACAAGUGGGUGGCGUGGUAUGCACAGAACCCGAGCCAGGUUCACUGGGCUGUUAG
Sparassis crispa is the source of this 678-nucleotide messenger RNA. RefSeq lists its product as hypothetical. The transcript is spliced from 2 exons. Bases 1 to 678 code for a protein of 225 amino acids. NCBI's taxonomy places the organism in Eukaryota, Fungi, Basidiomycota, Agaricomycetes, Polyporales, Sparassidaceae. The record is from RefSeq and is a predicted model, not a curated record.